GGUAUAAGUGAUAAAAGAUAUGUAUUAUUAAAUAAUCAAGAAGUAGAGAUAGAAGGAUAUAAAGCAUUGGACAUAAUUUCUCGUAAGUCUCAGAUUGCCUGUACUUCAACAGCACCUGAUGCGUUUGGUAAAUCUGAUAUUUACGCCGAUUCCAAACCACCCUCAUAUCCUAGACCGAUUAUAGGAAUUAUACAUGGGGCAAAGUUGUCAGAGGCACGGAGUUUUGAAGAUAUAAGUUUUGACCCAAGAAGUGAACCCAUUAAGAGAUGUACGUCACUUACAACUUUAUAUAAAGACGUGCCGGAAACCAAUAACACAGAUUCUCUCACAUUUAUGACUUUAUUUAUCAAUCUGGAUACAGACCACAACUGUUUAACUAUCAGUCUAGAUAAGUUAUACAAUGUAUUAAAAAUCGACUUAUAUAAUGAUAUACAUAUUUGGUUACGAGUUUUCCCAGAUCAUCCUGAAGGAUUCCAUAGUCAACCAGUUCAUGCUGCCAAAAAUUUGGAGUUCAUUGAUAUAUUUAGAUUGAAAGAUCAGACUGUUGAAAAUUUGAUUAAAUCGACAUUUCGUCUUACUGUUUUGGGAAAAGAUUCAAAGAAAAAAUCCCACAGGGAGUCUAUUAUAUGUGAAGGUUUUGUAAAUGGACGGGAUAUAGAUUGGAAAUCAGCACAAAAUAAUGAGAUUAAGGUAUAUUUCAAGAGAAAAUGGAUGAAAAAGAUGAGUACAUCAAAUAAGUUUUUAGAAAGCGAUUUGGGAGAAUUAUUUGUUUUGUUACAAUACCAAUCAAUGGCGAAACGAAUGAAGGUGUUGAUAAGGAAAGCCAAUAACCUACCAAAAUCAGAUAAGCUCAUCGGAGUACCAGGUCAUAGUGUGGUCAUCAACUUAUAUAAAGAUGGUGAAAUCGUUUCAAGUCGUGAAACUCAGGUGCAAGGAGGACUGCAUCCAGUUUGGAAUCAACCAUUUUUAUUUACCAUACCCAAUGAACAUCAUGAUUCUUACAAUUUGGAAUUUAUUAUAAAAAGGAAUAGAAGAUAUACUAAAGAUAAUAUUAUAGGUCAUGUCCUGGUUGGCCCUGGUGCACCAAAAAGCGGUGGAGAUCAAUGGCAAGAGGCUAUGAAACCGCGGGGACUUGAAUGUGCUCUCUGGCAUAAUAUCACACCGAUAUUUACAUACAGAAAUUAAUUGUUCUGCAUAAUGAGAAGAUACAAUUUAGGCAUCAUAAAUGAGUAUUGGUGUUUUCUUGUCUCCUGUAAUAAUUCUUCUUCUUGUCAUUAUAAAUGUACAUCACCCCUUGGUUUAAUUAAUAUUCAUUUUUUGGGAAUAAAAUGCAGUAAGU
Lottia gigantea (owl limpet) is the source of this 1339-nucleotide messenger RNA. It is a transcript of the gene Syt18, whose product is annotated as synaptotagmin 18. Gene Ontology annotation, biological process: regulation of dopamine secretion; regulation of calcium ion-dependent exocytosis; vesicle fusion. The annotation marks the transcript as partial. Gene Ontology annotation, cellular component: synapse; axon. The transcript has 3 exons. The record is from RefSeq and is a predicted model, not a curated record. Gene Ontology annotation, molecular function: phosphatidylserine binding; SNARE binding; calcium-dependent phospholipid binding. NCBI's taxonomy places the organism in Eukaryota, Metazoa, Mollusca, Gastropoda, Lottiidae.